AUGGUCAGUAAGCAGAAAGUGCGGCAACGCAUUCAAGCUAGAGUAGAUGCAAAGACAAAGACAGUAGCGGCAACGCAGAAAGCACAGAAGAUAACAGUGCAGCAAAGUCAAGCGUUGGCCCAGACUUUCGUGCACGCCUCGUUUAGUGCCAUCGCGUGGAUGAGGGAUCUGGUGCCCUCAAAAUGCUUCGUCCGCAAAUCCGAGGAUGAUUAUCUUAAGCUCCAGGGCUAUAAAGAUUUCAUGGAAACUGCGCAAGCUUUGGCAAGUGAAGGUGGCCAAGAUCCUCAACGUGGAGGCUACGACACCAUUGUUCGUGGGAAGGAUGAGGUUGCAGAUGCCUUGCUCGACCAACUUCAGCUGGGUGCCUUCUACGCGCUAGACCAAAAGAUACUCAGGGCCAUUGUCUUGACGGUAGGGGUAGAAAAAGAUCAUCCUGAGCGCAUUCUAGAAGCUUACACCUAUACGUUCACGUAUCGAACAAGCCCGCAAGGCACAAUGGAGCUAGAUGACAUCGCCUUCAGCGGGACUUCGGAGAUUGUCACGUUCAAAGAAACGAAGCACGCACUUACAACCUUGAUACGCAACGUGUAUAUGGCUUGCAAGCAUAGGCCUAUGCUUCCGGACGACGCUUACCUCACCACUCGUCUGAUCUUCAAUGAAGACUAUGACAGAAACAUUCGAGUACCUGGCUUUCGUACAGAUAAGUGUGAUCAACUCGGCUUGGGGUGUGCCGAUGGUUGGGUUCGUAAGAAUUCAGAAGCAGCUCUACUUGACGCGAAUUAUCACGGGGUAUCACUGGGAAUUUCACGCCUGGAGCCUCUUCCCCAAUCCGGUGUUGUCGACCACUCAGACACAGCACUCCCAGCGUGUAGAGAUCUAUUAUAUGAGAAUAUUUCUGCCGCUGGAACAAUAGACCGCUGCCUCGAUCAGCGCCUUGAUCAGCGGCGACAGUUGCAUACAACCGGGUCAAAUGCUCCAAAUCUCAGAAGUAGUCUCGGAAAGAACUCGAAAACACUUCACGAUAUGCAAGACAACGGGAACCAUGAUACUGCAAACGCGAUCAGUCAAACAUAUUCGCAGGCCUCCACGCAAACGCGGGAAGAUAUGGCAACCAGGGAGCAGCUGAAUGGCGUGAUAAACGCACCACCAGUGAAACCAAAUAGCGGGGAUACUCAGCUCUUAGGAGAUUUGAUACCGAAAACAGAGCUAGAUGCCUCCACUUUGAGGAUUAUGGCAAUAGAGUUCGACCCUGUCAGGCUCGCUGAGCUGGCACGUUCUGGUGGCGAAAGGUCCUCGAAAGUCAUUCCUCGAGUCCGCUGUGAGUGUGGUAUUGACGCACGGGAUGGCGAUAUGCGUACAUGUUGUUUUUGUGGCACUGACCAGCACAUUAGCUGUUACGGCUAUCUGGGCAACGAUGAUCAUAGAACUCCAACGUCACAUGUGUGCUACACUUGUCUUCUGGAUGAGGAAGCGGCGUUACUCGAGGAAAUCAAGGAUCUUGCGAUUCAACGCAAGAUAGCUAGCACCUUAAUAUCUAGAAACUGCAAGACUGAGCGUCAGGUUGCGGAGGUUACUCAAUCUGGUAUGCAAACAGCCAAAGCCAUCAUUGAGCAAUUGGUCAAAGCUGGCUACUUUGUUCGUUCGAAAAAACAUGGACGGUCCCGCCUCGAAGUCGCCGAUGGCAAACGCGAUGCUCUCAUGCAGAAUCUUUUCGACCCGGCCGCUAAGAUCACCCAUCACCUGAAAAUUCCUCCGGUACUGGAGAUGCCCAACCCCGGAUUGAGCACACAGUUCCUUGAUCCUCCAACUUCGUCCGCUGUGCUUGGUUCAAACCUUCGGGCCAGCAAGGGUUAUACUUCGAAGAAGGGUAAAAACCCCGAGAAGUCAAGAAGUGCAAACAGAAAUACAAAUUGCCGCACCAAACAUUUGAAUGCUGCCCUGGAUCUACCCGAAGAUCAGUCUCCGCUGCAGGCCAAUUCAGGCAUGUCAUUGUACCCAAAUACACCUGUGAACUUAUGUCGUAAGCGCCGUGCAAGCGUCUCAAACUUUACGGACGAAACACCGUUCGGAAAGCGUACAAAUAUUGUGAUAGGUGCUACACUAGCUCUUGGCCGAGUUGAUCCCUUCUCUAGCAGCGCAGAAACGGACGAAGAAAUGUAAAGAUCAUGUGGCAGAAAACUUUCAUGUUGGCUCAAAAUAGACUUGCUUUCUUUGAUUUAUGGCCCUAAAUCCCAAUGCCAGACUGUUUUAAAUUGCGGAUGGUAAGGUCGAGCCAAAGGAAAAAAGAGAUAAAUUUGCAGAUGAUGGUCCGCUUUGUAAGGCUGAUUUGUGUGAACAAUCUUUGUGAUCUGUACAAUUGAG
Molecule: messenger RNA, 2361 nt
Organism: Verruconis gallopava
Lineage: Eukaryota; Fungi; Ascomycota; Dothideomycetes; Venturiales; Sympoventuriaceae
Exons: 8
Coding region: 1-2160 (719 amino acids)
Biological process (GO): synaptonemal complex assembly; meiotic recombination checkpoint signaling
Cellular component (GO): nucleus
Source: RefSeq, a predicted model, not a curated record